Molecule: messenger RNA, 503 nt
Organism: Danio rerio (zebrafish)
Lineage: Eukaryota; Metazoa; Chordata; Actinopteri; Cypriniformes; Danionidae
Gene: mrpl57
Product: mitochondrial ribosomal protein L57
Cellular component (GO): mitochondrion; mitochondrial ribosome
Source: RefSeq, marked provisional
GCGGCAUGCUGGCCGUGGAUUUGAAGACGAAAUUAUCUUUACUCUCGUAGCCCUUCACUAGCUUGAGAAUGUUCUUGACUCUAGCACUGUUGCGGAAGGGGAUUCCAGGAAAGCAGUGGAUUGGGAAGUAUCGACGACCACGACCUGUUACCUGGCAGAUAAAGCGGAAUGUGAUCAAACGGCUAGAACAAGAAGCAGAGAAUGAAUACUGGAUCAGCCGGCCAUUCAUGACGCUGGAACAGGAGCGAGGCCACGCAGCACAGAGGCGAGAGUGGAUGUGGCAGCAAAUCAAAGCUGAGCGACAAGCCAAGUUUCCUGAACACAAAUACAUCGCAGACCAACUGAACCACCUAAGGGUCACCAAGACCUGGCCCAGCUAACCAGAACAUCACAGACUGAUGGAUAUCUGAUGGAUGGAGAUGAAAUCAUACUAGUUUUUGUCUUUGAUAUUUGCUCUGUUGUACAUCUGUGUGUUUCUGUUUAUAAAUGAUUUCUAAUCAUCA